GCGCAUGCUUCACUUUGACGAGGAAAGACGGAAUAGCGACUGGGGAAACGCCCCCGUGUCUCCGCUUCCGCAAUCUAACACCAGCCUUUCUCUCUCCUCAUCUCCAAAAACUGGAAUAUCUAAAUAUAUCCUCUUGCAAUAAAUUCGCUGUAUCCGAACAAAGUCCAGGCUUUACCCAAAAAGAAAACAAAACGAAGUCCAGAGAUCCAUCUUUAUCCUCUGACAAAACCCUAGAAAUUCCUCUCUCACCGCUGUUCCUGUCCUACGGACCGACCACGAAGAAGAAACGAUGGAGAUGAUGGCCGCUCGUUUUGGGCUCCUACGCUCUCUCCUUCUGGCGUUCUGCCUCCUCUUCCCUUCCGCCAUCGUCGCCUCCUCGGUGGCGUACUGCAAGAAGGGAGCUGACUAUGCAGUUAAGGUCAGUGGUGUUGACAUAUCUCCAGAUCCGAUUGCACGGGGCAAGCCAGCUACGUUCACCAUCUCUGCAUAUACUGGGAGUGUCAUUCCUGAAGGAAAAUUGGUUAUUGAUGUCAAAUAUUUGGGAUUUCAUGUAUACAAGGAAACUCAUGACCUUUGCAAGGAGACAUCAUGCCCUGUCUCAACCGGUGCAUUUGAGAUAUCCCAUAAACAGACAUUACCAAUAUUUACACCACCGGGCUCCUACACACUUACAAUGACAAUGACAGGAGAAGAUGAGAAGCCACUGACAUGCAUCACCUUUGAUUUCUACAUCGGAUUCUUCUCAUCUGUAGCUGAUAUCUAAGUGGUUCAAAUAUGAGCUAUCAAUAGUAUAAUGUGUAUCAUGCCUAGUCUUUUGUUCAUUGACAUCACCGAACUGGAUGGAUUUCCAUGUGGUCGAACUCUAUGGUAUCCAUCAUCAUGCAUGAAUGCAAUCCAAGUCAGUAUGAAUGUUCCAUAUUUCCGCUGGAUUAUGAAACAAAUGGUUUAGAUAUGAGUAGUUCUUCCCUUCAAA
Messenger RNA from Elaeis guineensis (African oil palm), 973 nucleotides. RefSeq lists its product as uncharacterized. The record is from RefSeq and is a predicted model, not a curated record. Gene Ontology annotation, molecular function: sterol binding. Lineage: Eukaryota; Viridiplantae; Streptophyta; Magnoliopsida; Arecales; Arecaceae. Gene Ontology annotation, biological process: intracellular sterol transport.